AUGGAUGCCGCGGGAGGAGACGGGCCGCACCUGCAAACGAAGCAAGAGAGCGCGCCGCUGCAAUCGUUGAGGGGAAGGCGGGCGAGGGGCGGAGGAGAGGGAGGGCGCGAGCAGAAGGAAGGGAGGUUAUACGAGAGCGAAAACCACGCUCGGCAUCUCCCGGAGAUCACGGUGGGGACGGUGGGCGAGUCGUUCGACGUCCGGGAAAACGGGGCGAGUGCGGGGCCGCAGGAGCAGCCUUUGACGGAAGGGACGCUGGCGACUCCUCCCGCCUGGGACUCGACGCUAUGCAUGGCUCACUGGGGCGUACCGGAGCUGCAAGACGAGCCAGACCCGAACGGCUAUGUAGUUUACGUCAACGGCAGGGAGCAGCUAGGGGGCAACAAGUUCCUCGUGACUGACGGAAUCUUCAUGGCCAAGGCGCUCGGACGGACGUUCGUCGAGUACCCUGUCAAGGACGCCAGGGUGGCAAAGCUGGAGGAUGCGUCCAUCGGCCUCGGCGCCUACUGGGAUCUCUCAGAGCUGUGCAUGUACCACCGUAUCCUGGACCUGACCAGCUUCCGGAACAUGAUGGCCGACGGAAGAAUACCCCCGGAGGCUUUCACCACCAUCAGAUCUGACACUCACGAGGUGCUCCUCCGCCACGCCACUGACGAAGAGCACAUUGUCGACAUGUUCAAGGACUCCGACAAGUAUCAGGUGAUCGCGAUGGAGUCGACGUGGAAAAGCGGCAAAGAACGGGAAGCUCUUCAGUUUCUCAGGCCAAACCCGUUCUUCGUGGGCAUCGUCCGAAUGCUUCUUGAAGCGCAGAAGGACUGGGAGACUGGGGAAUUUGUGGCAGUGCAAUGGAGGACAGAGUUGGCCAACGGAGACCUCACCGAGUGCUACAAAGAGGUGAAGGCUCUCGUCGAGGAGCAAAGGGUGGCCCUCGGGUAUGGCACUCACCAGGUGCUGUUCAACACCGACCUGUACGGCAAGACCUCUGGGACGUACAAGGCCUCGGCCCAGGCGCACGGGGCGGCCGUGCUGGACCUGAUAAACGACGACUACCCGCAAGCCCUCCACAACGAGCUGCACCACUUCUUCACUGAGAUCGACGACUCCGGUGUGCGAGCGUUCGUGAGCGGCCUGGCGGUGGCCUCCUCCCAGGUGAUGAUCGGGUCCUCUCUCAACGACCCCCGAACGAAGGAUAUCCCGGACGCCUACCGCUGCGAGAAGCCCUACUCGGGCUACAUCACGCUCAUCACCGAGUGGAGGGAAGAGAUACUGCACAAGGAGCCGGAGACGGUUGUCCGUAUGUUUCCCUUCGAGUACCCUCCCCCGUCCGAGACAGAGGAAGAGCUAGCGCCACAGCCAGAGCCAGAGCCCGUUCGGGAGCCGUGACCCUGUUUUACCGGCGCGGCCGGCUCUCUCGGCGGGCCUGGGCUUGGAACAGCAGCAGGGCCUCGGGACAGCCCGAGAACAACGACCUCACCGGCCCACGCCGUGUGUGGUGUUUCGUGUUCCGUAAGCUAGGUCAGCCCCGCCUGCAUCUAUAGCAUAUUCGAAAAUGUUCCAAGGCCCGACGAUGUAUUGCCGGCGCAGCAUUCAGGUUGAGGCAUUUUUUGUAUCAUGUGCAAUGCAUACUGUUGUGUUCGCGGAGUGGCCGCGUCACAUUUUCCCUGAGAAAGAGGUUAUCUAUCGAUGCUGGCGGAUGAAGAAUGCGGGGUUUUGUGAGUUCGUGUGCAUUGGGAGUGCCGGCAGGGUUCCUCGAGAUAACUGGUGGCAAGGACGCUCGUUGUGCCUCACAAAUCGAACGAGGGUACAGUCACAGCAGCGUGGCACAUGAAGUCGCGAGCUCCAAAUCAUGGGCAUGGGUACAGCGGUAACUCUCGUAUUUUUCGUUUUCGACCUGUAAGUGUUUCGUUUUUUAUUCUGUAUCCUGGCGUGCUGUUUCGUGCCAACAUUCUUCCGCUUCUUUGUGUUUUUCAUGUGGUAGUUUGGUAUUGUGCCAUGUCUUCUGCGUUGGGUUGCGUGUAUGUUGGAUGCCCCUGCCUCCUCCUUCCCCGGUUUUUGUGGUGUUGAAUUUGAUCACCAGAGUGGCCACGCUCUUCACACGUGUUCCGUCGCAUGGUCUUACGAAGGCGUCACUUUGAACACGGUGCGCAUUGUUGGAGGUUCAGCGACUCGCAAAACCCGUGGCCUUGUCCUCUCUGAAGGCUGUAUUCUCGAUGCGUCUUGGCCUUCGUUUUUGAUGAAGUCUGGAUACUUGCUUGCACAAUCGAGAGUUUUGUUUGCGUGUUUGCUUGUUCGUUAAUGGUCUCUGCACCGUGUGCCUUGUUCUGCCUCAUACUUCCUGUUAUUUUCGGCCUGGUCCCUCUUUGUCCUCGCCCGUUUUCAUUUUUCAUUUUAUUUUCAUUUAUUUUCUCUUCUCCUUACGGUUU
Molecule: messenger RNA, 2423 nt
Organism: Ectocarpus siliculosus
Lineage: Eukaryota; Phaeophyceae; Ectocarpales; Ectocarpaceae
Source: the annotation of a GenBank genome assembly